This is a messenger RNA of Hibiscus syriacus, 2690 nucleotides long. RefSeq names its product BEL1-like homeodomain protein 1. The coding region runs from base 448 to 2526 and encodes 692 amino acids. The transcript is spliced from 4 exons. The record is from RefSeq and is a predicted model, not a curated record. Gene Ontology annotation, biological process: regulation of transcription by RNA polymerase II. Lineage: Eukaryota; Viridiplantae; Streptophyta; Magnoliopsida; Malvales; Malvaceae. Gene Ontology annotation, molecular function: RNA polymerase II cis-regulatory region sequence-specific DNA binding; DNA-binding transcription factor activity, RNA polymerase II-specific.
UUCUUACAUAACGUACGGGUCUGUAUAUGCUCUCAAAUCUUCACUCAGAUGUACUUGGCCUGUCUCUGCAACAACCCAUCUCUUUUCAUGUCUUUCUUGUUAUUUUAUUCUUUUUCAGAAACCUCAGCUUUUCUUUGAUUUCUUUUCUUUUUUUUAAUUUCUAUGUCCUCACUUUCUUCAAGCACAGCUUAGUUUUUCUUUUUUCUUUUUUCUUUUUCUAAGUGAUUGUUUCAGAUCAGGAAAUAACACCACGUUUCUAUUGCUUAUUUGUUGUGGGUUCUCACUAUUUUUUUAGGUUAUGUUUGGAAAAGUAAGAACCAGGACCUCAUCUCAUCAUCUGAAUGUAAUAAAUUGAACAUGAAAACUGGUUUGAUUUGUUAACUUCCAGACAAGAUCUAGUAUACACUGUAAGGAGUGUUUUUUGUUUUGCUUGUGGAGCUUUGGAUUAUGGCGUCGUACUUUCAUGGGAGCUCGGAAUUCCAAGGUGGAAUAACGGCGUCUGAUGGGAUGCAAACACUCUAUCUCAUGAACCCGAAUUACGUAUCCUACUCCGACACACACCAACCGGCCUCCGCCACCAACAUGUUCUUCUUGAACCCCGCUGGCAACGAGUUAAAUCCAACAAGUUUGCCCCACGCGCCACCAUCUAACCAUAACCAGCACUUCAGUCUGCCUCUUCCAUCCCCGACUCCUCAAAUCGGACUUUCCAGCUUGGAUGAUCACAACCGUCCGUCACCCCUAGUCUCCGGCGUUUGCCAUAACUUAUGGGGCUCGAGUAUCGAUCAACAGAAUUCACCGCCAGAAAGUAGCAGCAAGCUUUUGUCGGUGGUGUCCACCGCUGAUACCAUGGGUGGACCACAUGAUGUCUCAUCGCAGUUGGUAAUAUGUCGGUCGGGGGUGUCACCGAGGCAAGGCUUGUCCCUGAGUCUAUCUUCUCAACAGGUGCCUUAUAGGUCAAGUAACAUCGAAACAGUUAUCCAUGGACAACCUCAAGUUCCAACGACGUCGCUGGCGGCUGGCGGUAUGAAGAUACCCGAGAGCUCACCGUCGACGGUUUCGGCAGUUUCGAAUGGGAUUACCGGUGUUCAGAGUGUAGUUUUUGGAUCAAAAUACUUGAGAGCAGCACAAGAGCUUCUCGAUGAAGUUGUUAACGUUGGGCGAGGGUUAAAGACCGACCCGUCUGAGGGGACCAAAGAGAAGACAAAGGUGAACAAAGAAUCAAAGCAUGAUGUGACCGGGGGAGAGGUGGAGAGUGCCGAUAAAAACGGGGAUAAACCCGGACCCGAAUUCACAACAGUACAGAGACAAGAACUUCAGAUGAAGAAAGCAAAACUUGUCACCAUGCUUGAUGAGGUGGAACAAAGAUACAGGCAGUACCAUCACCAAAUGCAAGCAGUGGUCGUUUCAUUCGAGCAGGCGGCGGGAUUUGGUGCUGCGAAAGCAUACACAGACCUUGCUUUGCAGACCAUUUCGAAGCAAUUCCGGUGUCUUAAAGACGCGAUAUCCGGACAAAUUAAAGCCACAAGCAAGAGUCUAGGAGAAGAGGAUUGCUUAGGCGCUAAAAUCGAAGGUUCAAGACUACGAUACGUCGAUCAUCAGCUUCGACAACAGCGGGCGCUGCAACAGUUGGGAAUGAUCCAACACAAUAAUGCUUGGAGACCCCAAAGAGGAUUACCCGAACGAGCUGUCUGCGUUCUUCGUGCUUGGCUUUUCGAGCAUUUCCUUCACCCGUAUCCUAAAGAUUCAGACAAACACAUGCUUGCCAAGCAAACAGGGCUUACAAGAAGCCAGGUGUCAAACUGGUUUAUAAAUGCUCGAGUACGGCUUUGGAAGCCGAUGGUUGAAGAAAUGUACACGGAGGAAGUGAAGGAACAACUAGAAAGAACUAAUGGCAGCGAAGAGAUGAUCACCAUUGCAAACAAAAGCGAUCAGCAAAAGGAAUCAUCCAUCAACCAGGAUAAUAAUAACAACAACAACAAUGCUUCCACAAUCUCAGUAUUUCCCAUGGCAGGGUCCGUUCUGCAACUGCAACAAACAUCAUUCAAUCUCGUCGGGCCAUCCAGUCUCAACGGUGCAGCUCAAACGAGUCCAAAAAGGGACUUGCAGAACUCUCCGGUAGGUAUCGUCCCGGUCGAGAUGGACAUGAAGCAAGGUGAAACACGGGGAAUCAACAUGAAGUUCAGUGAUGAAAGGCUAUUCAAAGACGGGUACUCGUAUUUCAGUGGGAGUGUUUAUGGUUCGAUGCGAGACGUAGAGAGGUUUGAUGCCGAGCAGCAACAGUUUCCGCCGGGAUUCAAUGGGAACAGUGGCGUUUCCCUCACACUUGGCCUUCCCCAUUGUGAGAACCGACAAAACUUGGUAUCCAACCUCAACAUGAAUCAGGUAGGAAGAAGGUUAGAACUAGGGGGUAACGAAUCAGAUAUGUAUGGGAACAACACACAACAGCAAGCUUCUCAUCCCACACACAUUGAGAUGCAAAACAGGAAACGCUUCGCGGCGCCAUUGUUGCCUGAUUUUGUGGCCUGAUCAUGCUCCAAAUACGUUAAAUAACCACUCCAACUCAACAACAUGCAUCAACCAAAGUAGAAGAGCUUGGAAAAUAACCUUUCCAGGUUUCAGUUUCUAUGUAUAUCAUGCUUUCUCUACUUUUGAAGGAUAUAUGCAUUCAUAUCUGGUUUACGUAUAUAGCU